CAAAGAUGUUUUCAAGAACGAUGCUGUGUUUGACGCCGGUGUCGUCCCCGUGUUAUACUUGCAGUUAAUCGUUGUUCAUACAUUUGUAAUAACGAAAGACUGGCAUCAUGGGCACCAUGCGUCGCUCCUUGUGUUCACGGCUGAGAAAUCUGACCUUCCGCUCCUUCCUCCUCCUCCUCGUCCUCACGACAGUCAUCAUCAACGAGUUCCUCGUGCAUCGGAUCCAGAGCUGGAGAUGGCCAGCCAUGCCACACCCAUACAAAGACUCAGAGGAAGAGAUGAGGAUCUUGUUUGUCUCAGAUCCUCAGAUCAUAGGGUACCAGGAUGAGUCUAUGUUUCCUAUAGGCUCACUGACACGCUGGGACUCGGACAGUUUCCUCAGUCGAACGUUCUCCCUGGCGUUCAGCUACGCCCAGCCGGAUGUCGUGGUGUUCCUCGGGGACCUGAUGGAUGAGGGGAGUCGGGCGACGCCCGCGGAGUACGAGAUAUACAUGGACAGAAUUGAGAGUAUCUUCUACUCAGCUAGACACGUCAAGAAGAUAUUUGUGCCAGGGGACAAUGACAUAGGGGGAGAAGGCAGAGACUUCAGAAGUCCGUUCAAGAUAGCCCGAUUUGAAAACCAUUUUGAAAACCUUACUGGGAUUGAGCGAGUGGGAUUUAUUGACUUUAUCAAGCUGGACCUGAGAUUCAAUCGUGACAUGCCGCUGGAACAACGCAAACUUUUGGAGAAGCUUAAGAAACACUUCACAGCUCCACUACGCCUCAUCGUCAAUCACGAGACGAUGCUGCCCAAACUGAAGUCUUUCAUACAUCCAAUCCUCAUGGAAGUGCAGCCUCAUCUGCUGAUGUCUGGACACUGGCAUGAGGUUAGUCUGGGACCAGUGAGUGGGAGUAUAGAGGUGGGACUUGUGGGUGGAGUGCUGGGAUAUGGGGUGGGAGAACCCAGCAUGGGGUAUAGGGUGGGACUUAUAGAUCCCGAGGGGCAUGUGAAGUACACAGUUCUAUGGCUUCCUAGCCGAUACAUCCAGCUCUAUGCUUACCUGGGUGUCUUGGUGCUGGUCGCCAUUCUCUUCAUCUCCUGCUGCAUCAUGCAGUCGCUAUGGCAACAACAACAGCCACGGUAUCCAAGGUAGCAUCACAGGAAGUGUUGUGUGCCCCUCCCAGACGUCCAUCCAUCCAGUACCUCAGGCUGUAUAUUCGGCUUGAAAUACACACUUUUGGAAGUGAUGAAAUGUUUUUUUAAGCCCCGUUGGCUGAGUGGUUUGGAGUACUGGCUUUGUGUGCUUGCGAUUUGGUGCCUCUCUCCGAGUGUGAGUUUGAAUGUUGGAUGGGAUUCAAAACCCCUAGAGUAGUAGGAUUGGUAUUUUACUGAGAAAAUGUAAUCUCAAAUAUAACAUGUUAUAUGUUGCUUGUAAAUUGUCAAUAUUGCCAUAUUUCUAGAUUCUGAAUCACCUAUGAAUGUUACCUAUUAUCCACUCUCAUUCCCAGAGUUCCCUGUGGUGAAGAUAGUUCUCGUUCCACAGGCUAUGUAAAUGUGUUGAUCUGUUUUUAACAAGUCUGCAUAUUUGGAUAAACAAAGUUCUUACUCACCCGAUAUCACAAUGCUGUUAAACAUUGUGUAAUAACAUCACAUGGUGCCGGAACUAUUUGCACUCGGUCACAUGACCAAAGUAACAUGAUCAAAACAAAAUGUCAAUAUGUCAAAUCAAAACAAAAACAAAACCAAAUUAUGAAAUUCAACUUUUAUUGAUGUAAUAUCUUAAAAUGGGAAAUUACAUGAGCAAUACAGUUCCACAAGCUGGAUGCCCAAUGGAGAGCUAAUUAUGUGGUCCCGUUUAUGUGUAGACAUUUAGUUUCAAGUUUUCAAUGUUUUAGUAACACAUCUAUAUUAUUACGCAAA
Molecule: messenger RNA, 1900 nt
Organism: Haliotis rubra (blacklip abalone)
Lineage: Eukaryota; Metazoa; Mollusca; Gastropoda; Lepetellida; Haliotidae
Product: metallophosphoesterase 1-like
Biological process (GO): GPI anchor biosynthetic process
Cellular component (GO): endoplasmic reticulum
Molecular function (GO): hydrolase activity
Source: RefSeq, a predicted model, not a curated record